UCCUCCUCUCCCAUGGCGGUUCCCUCUCUCCCCUCCCCACCGAAACCCUAAUUCUCCCCACCCCGAAACCCUAAUCCCCCCGCGCGAUCGCUCCGGCUCCAAUGGCCCCGGCUGCGAAACCCUAGAUAGUCGCCGUGGUGUCGUGGCCGGGGAUGGCGAUCGUCACCGGAGACCGCUACCUCGAGCAGCUGGUGGACUUCGUGGAGCGCAACGCCGGGGCGCUGCUCGACGGAACCCUAACCCUGAAGCUGAACCCCGCGGGGCUUCGCUACGUGCAGUCGCGGCUCGAGGCGCUGCGGGAGCUCGAGGGGCUCCUCGCCGGCGCCCCCGUCGACUACCUCCGCGCCUACGUCUCCGACCUCGGCGACCACCGCGCGCUCGAGCAGCUGCGGCGGAUCCUGCGCCUGCUCACCUCGCUCAAGGUCAUCUCGCCGCUCCCCGCGCCAGCGCGGCGCGACCCCACGCCGCUCGCGCUCGGGCCCUUCGGCCGCCUCAGGGUGCUCGAGCUCCGCGGCUGCGAUCUCUCCACCUCCGCCGCGAAGGGCCUCCUCGAGCUCCGCCACACGCUGGAGAAGCUCAUUUGCCACAAUUCCACGGAUGCACUCAGGCAUGUAUUUGCGAGCAGAAUUGUGGAUGUAAAGGAUUCCCCUGUUUGGAACCGGCUUUCUUUUGUCUCAUGCGCUUGCAAUGGGUUGGUCCUCAUGGAUGAGUCAUUGCAGUUGCUUCCUGCUGUUGAAACUCUUGAUCUGAGUAGGAAUCGCUUUACAAAAGUCGAUAACCUGCGGAAGUGCAUGAAGCUGCGGCACUUGGAUUUGGGUUUUAAUCACCUGAGGAAGAUAUCAUUGUUGAGUGAGGCUUCCUCUCGAAUAGUCAAACUUGUUUUGAGAAACAAUGCUCUAACUACGCUGCAUGGGAUUGAAAAUCUGAAGUCGCUUGAAGGGCUUGACCUUUCCUACAAUAUAAUUUCCAGUUUUGUAGAGUUGGAGAUCCUUGCUAAUCUUUCUCGUCUACAGAGCCUUUGGUUGGAAGGAAAUCCAAUUUGCUAUGCUAGGUGGUAUCGAGCGCAUGUUUUCAGCUUCUUUCCGCAUCCGGAGAAAUUGAAAUUAGAUGAAAAGGGUAUCAGCACAGGAGAAUAUUGGGAAAGGCAUGUAAUAAUAUCUGCAAGCAAACAAAAACACCCAUCUGGAUAUGGAUUUUACUUUCCUGCAAAAGAUGGUCCUACAGAUGAAACUAGUCUAAGUACUAAAAGGAAGAAGAGUUCACGUCUUGCCUGUAUCGAUGAGGAACAAAGGAAUUUAUGCGAAGAGGCCUUGGAUCAAGAAAUAAUAUCAUCUGAUAGUGAUCAUCUUAGGAAAGAGGAGAAUGCCAUCACAGAGAGUGAGUCCAAAAUUGUUGGCUUGAUCAGUAGAGCUGAAUACUUAAAAAAAGAGAGAUCUAAUCUUUGGUUGCGUGAAUUCAAGGAGUGGAUGGACCAAACUUCUGACGAUGCAAUGGACAAAGCCCAGUGUGUAGAGACCAAGCUUGGUCAUGGCAAAGGAAGGAAUCUGAAACACAAGAAAGUACAGAAGUUAUUUAGGGAAACUUCGAAGAGUAUUUUAGAUCCUACACGAACUUCCAACAGUGGAAGUAGCUCAAACAUGUUGGAGUCCGAGUCUGAACUAUUAUUUUCAGAUGCAAAAGUUGGUGGUGCAUCUCUGGAGCUGGUUAUUAGUGAAGCAGAUCAAUCACUGGUUCAUCAGAAUGAAACACAAAAUCUUUCUUCAUCAGAGUUAGGCUACCCCCGUCAUAGUUCUUUUACAGCUGACAAAGGUGAUGCGCAAAGCUCAAAGACAAAUUUAGCAAACUCAGCAGCAUCGAACAUCAUCAAUGAGAUAAUGGUAUCACAACUAUCCAAUAGAUACCCUAGGUCACCUCCAAAAUAUCGCGAGGAUAUUCUACAACAUAGGCUUUAUUUGGAGGAGGAAUUCUUGCAGCUAUCAGCUGAGUCGCACGAUGUGAGGUUGGCAUCAGGUAGUGAUACGAGCUCUAGUGAUGAUGCGUUAUGUCAGUUAAACUCGUCCAGUUCUGAAGAUGAAUAUGGGGUAAAGGAAACAUUUAUGAAGUUGGGUGUUAAUGGUCAUUCAACUUCAUUACCUGAUGAAGAUGAACAUUCUAUGCAAAUGCAUGAGAAAGGAAGUCUAGUAGGGGACAAUAUCACACUUAAUAAAUCUGCCGAGCAAGAUUCUGGUCCUACUAGAAAUAUAUUGGCAAACAAUGUUAAAGGUGUUGUAGUGCAUGUUUCUUCAGAUGGUGUUGAUUCUGAUACUGAUCAAAUGGGUCAAGAAGUUGGCAGCAUGGCAAGACGAAAAGGUAAACGGAAGUUUAGGAGAAGGGUUAUUCCACUUUGUGAUUAUUAUAAUGGUACGAAAUUGGACGUUCUGAAGGCUAAUGGAAUUCUACAAGUUUAUAAUGACGAUACUCAGGAUGUGCACGGCCAAGCAAGUUGCUAUAUGAAUAUUUCUCAACUUUCUUGUAAGGAAUUCAGCACAGGAAAUCAGGAGGGAAUUAUUACGGUCACUAACGGUUCAAAGAAUACAUUACUUGAUCCUAAAGCUGAAUUGGAUCAGUAUUUAAAAGAUAUUUUCAACCAGAAAGUUGCAGAUCAGAAAGACUCUGAAACUUGUGAAGAUGUAGUUUAUUGUGAAUGUAUAAUUCAACAAGGAACAAACCUUCUUGAGAGCAAAGUCUCUCUGCUCCGGAGCUGUAUGAAAAAGUUAUAUGUGCUGCUUGUCGAUGAAACAUUAGAUGGACAAGAAGUCACCCCUAGAGUUUUGGAAAGCUGUAGGCUUGAAGAGCUAGCCAAAGUUGCGGUAGGGUUGGGACUGCAAGCGUUGAGGGUGUACAUGAUUGGGGAUGCAUCGUACCUAUUUUUAGCAAGGAGUGUGGAGAAAGCAAAAGCUAUACUCAAUCUCUUGCAGGACAAUAGUAUGCAGUUAAACAACAGAUUUUAUCUGCAAAGUUGGGAGCAGGUCCAGGUUAAAUUGCUUGAGAAGCAUAUUUGUGGAAGUCUGAAGAUGGGUAUCUUCCUCUACUCAAUGCUGUUAUUUUGGUGCGAUGAUUGCAAAGAGGAAACAUGGGAGCAUAGAUCCCUUUUUGUCAUCGACGGAUCUAUAGUUGUAUGUGUUGAGAACCUUGUACAGUUCGGCUCUUCUAUUGAUGAUUUGGAAUCAUCUCUUCCAUAUUUUUCUCUUGAUUCGUGCUGCCCCAUUGAGAGCAUCCUAGAAAUGGCCAUUGAUCUCCGUGAUAUGAAAUGUUCGACAUUAAUUCUGGAUGUCGACCGAACUAGUAGGAACAUACGCUUUUCUGGCGAUAACGGCCACAAGAAUCGGCGAGAGGUUGAGACAUCUAAGAAGAUCCGUACGUGGAAACUGAAGUGGUUCUCUGAAGAGACUCUGCUUAAGUUUGUUGCCGUGGUGAAGGCGCUCCAUUUAGAGCGUGUAAAUUCUCCUUUACCUGUACAUUACAUACCUUGAUGUGUUUUCAUAGGCGCGAUUCUCUAGUCGAUUUCAUUCAUUCUUUCAGGUAUCAUCUUUCCCAAUUUUGUGUACAGUUGCAUGCAUGUUAGGUCUCUUUUCUACCUCUUCCGCCGAUUUGCAAAUUUUGUUUGUAUUAUUUCGAAUGAGUAUUUGUACAGGAUGUAAAAAUGUACUUGACAAUUAGUGUAAAUUCAGUUCUUGUAAUUUCUUGUCUA
Ananas comosus (pineapple) is the source of this 3730-nucleotide messenger RNA. RefSeq lists its product as uncharacterized. Gene Ontology annotation, molecular function: protein binding. The transcript has 11 exons. Lineage: Eukaryota; Viridiplantae; Streptophyta; Magnoliopsida; Poales; Bromeliaceae. The coding region runs from base 153 to 3512 and encodes 1119 amino acids. The record is from RefSeq and is a predicted model, not a curated record. Gene Ontology annotation, cellular component: cytoplasm.